Molecule: messenger RNA, 603 nt
Organism: Zasmidium cellare ATCC 36951
Lineage: Eukaryota; Fungi; Ascomycota; Dothideomycetes; Mycosphaerellales; Mycosphaerellaceae
Exons: 3
Coding region: 1-603 (200 amino acids)
Source: RefSeq, a predicted model, not a curated record
AUGGUGGUGGUGCUGCUGGCCGUGGUGGCCGUCGUGCUGCGGCGAGGCCAUGAAGGUGAGGAUGCUGCUGCUGCUGCUCGCCGGGCGGCCGGAGAGCAGCGCGGUCGGCGGAGGCAAUCCGGGCUUGCUGCGAGGCGGGCAGCAGCUCACUCCGGUCGGCUGGGUGGCGGUGGGAGGGGAGUGGUCGCGCUGGAGGUGGUGGUGAAUGCCGCGCGAUGUUUGAUUGCGGUGCAGGGAGAGGUGAGAAAAGACAGACCGGCGGCAGACUCUCAAGUCAAUCAGAUCUCCAGCCACGUGUGUGCCAGCCACUGCGCAUCAGCAGCCGUUGAAAAGUCUAUUUCUUCGUCGAGCACCGAGAGCCAGAUGACGCCUUGGAAGUAUAUCAAUCAAUCGUCCAUCCGUCCACCAUCGCGCGAUCCGCCGCUGCUAUCCUCCGGCGCUGAUAAGUCAAUUGUCUCAAGCAAGGAAGUCCAGCCCUCCAUCCAAUUCUCGCCGCCCAAAGAUUGCCGCCAGCACCGACGUCGUGGGUUGCAUCAAUCAAAUCUCAAUCAAUCUCACCCUGCAAAUCAAUCUCAACCUGCAGCCGCGCCGUGCGUACUGUAA